Messenger RNA from Lytechinus pictus (painted urchin), 9411 nucleotides. RefSeq names its product kinase D-interacting substrate of 220 kDa B-like. The record is from RefSeq and is a predicted model, not a curated record. Lineage: Eukaryota; Metazoa; Echinodermata; Echinoidea; Temnopleuroida; Toxopneustidae. The transcript is spliced from 21 exons. Bases 21 to 5228 code for a protein of 1735 amino acids. Gene Ontology annotation, molecular function: PDZ domain binding; protein kinase regulator activity.
AGGGUGGCCAGACAGCCCUCAUGUGCGCAGCCCAAGUGGGAAAUCUAGAAUUGGUGCAAGAACUCUUACUCAAGGGUGCUGACGUCAAGGCCAUGGAUGAGGACAAGUGGACACCACUAAUCUUUGCAGCUAGGGAGGGACACCUGGACAUAGCCAAGGCUCUCCUAGACAAAGGGGCUGAAGUAGACCAUGCAGAUGUGAAUGGAUGGACACCUUUGAUGUGGGCCAGUUAUAAAGGCCAUACAGACGUUGUUGUGGAACUCUUAGAAAGGAAAGCUAACCCCAAUGUUCAAGCCCAUCAUGGGGUUACUCCCAUUAUCUGGGCAGCAGGGCGUGGUCACAGCGGAGUGGUAGCUGCUCUUCUUUCAUCAGGGGCAAAGGUCAAUUCUGCAGACAAGUAUGGUACAUCUGGUUUGGUAUGGGCUGCCCGGAAAGGACAUGUGGACUGUGCGAGACUUCUCUUAGAGCAUGGUGCUAAUGUUGAUAUGGCAGGCAUGAAUUCCUGGACGGCCCUGUUAGUAUCUGCAAGGGGAGGUUACAUGGAUGUUGUUCGGAUGCUGUUAGAGAGACAUCCAAACAUCAAUGCUGUGGAUAAGGAUGGGCUGACAAGCUUGUGCUGCUCUGCCAUGGAAGGACAUACAGAGGUCACUGAACUUUUGCUGAAUUCAGGUGCCUAUGUCAAUAUACAAGACAAGCAUGAUGACACAGUCUUGAUACAUGCAGUCAAAGGGGGUCAAACAGAGGUCGUCAAGUUACUUCUCAAGAAGUUUGCUGAUGUGGAUAUACAGGGUGACGAGAAGAAGACAGCAUUAUACUGGGCAGCUGAGAAAGGUCAUGUAGACAUCUUAGAAGCAAUCUUAGAUAGUAAUCCAAAUACUGAAUUAGCAGCAAAGGAUGGGGAAACCCCUUUACUGCGAGCAACGAGAAAUCGAAACCGAGAAGUGGUUAGAGCGUUGCUUGACAAAGGAGCCAAAGUAUCAGCAACUGACAAGAGAGGAGAUACCCCACUUCAUAUAGCAAUCCGAUUCAGGGAUAAAAAGAUCUCUGAAUUACUUCUAAGAAACCCUAAAGAUGGUAGGCUACUUUACAAGCCUAACAAGGAAGGGGAAACCCCUUAUAACAUUGAUUGUAAUCAUCAAAAGGGCAUCCUUACACAAAUUUUUGGUGCUAGGAGUUUCAGCCCCGGUGAUGAGGUAGAAAAUGAAUUAAGUGAUCUAUGUAGCAGUUCAUUAGCUGAUAUCCUCAGUGAACCCACCCUCCUGCCACCGGUUACAGUAGGUCUGUAUGCACGCUGGGGCAGCGGCAAGUCUUUCAUCCUCAAAAAGCUGCAAGAUGAGAUGUAUCAGUUUGCUCGUCAGGACUACCAGCCCAUCUUUCGUUUCACUUGUUGGGUGUUUGUCUUAUGUGUGCUGAUAGGUCUUGCCAUUGGAACAAUAGUUCUCUUUAUUCCUUUCAUGGUGGAUGAUUUCAGCUUCAAGAGUACUCUUAGUCAAGCCGGUGGGGUUGCACUGGGUGUCUUUCUUUUAUUGUAUAUUAUCUUAGCUUUAGUAUAUUUUGGUCAUCGUCAGAAGUGGAGGGGGUCAGGGAAAAUGAGUGAAUGGCUCGCACGGCAAUUCAACUACUUUCGCCUUGUGAUGGCGCUGUGCUACUGUAAUCCUCCUGUCUCCUCGGAAAGGACAGCUAAAGUCUUGCCAGUUAGGUUUAUAUUUGGAGAUCACCUCCACCUGAGCAAUUUAGGAAGUGAAGCCCCUCUAGCUCGAACUAUUGGUAGCCUAGGGGUAUCAUUAGAGAAAGAGCUCGGUACACUGGUAUCUAGGCUCUAUAGAGUGGUCCAAUCAAGACCAGUAGAUGGUAAAUCACAUUGGAAGAGGUACUGCUGCAUUCCCAGAUUCAUAGUGACUUUAAUAAUUAUAGGAUGUUUCAUAACAGGACUUGUACUUCUAGCUUAUGAUAAAACCAGAGGAGACCCUAACCGAGAGGUCACUAAAGACAAGAUAGCCAUCUUUGUCUUGGCAAGCAUUGUGGCAUUAUCAGUACUGGCCAACCUCUGGAACUUUGUCCAGUUUGUCUAUCAGAUGGUAUACCCUCCGAGGAUGAGGAUGGAGAGAAAGGCGCGGCAGGCAGGACAUAUGAAACCUGAUGAUUUCUUGCGAAGCAUGAAGCAAGAGGUGACCACACUGACCAACAUGACCCAGUGUAUGGAUGCCUUCCAAGGACUCCAGACGCGGAUGGUGGUCAUCGUCGACGGGUUGGACAGCUGCGAGCAGGAGCAGAUCUUGAACAUCCUGGAUUCCAUCAAGGCAUUGUUCUCUUCCCCGUACUCCCCCUACAUCACAAUCCUAGCCAUUGAUCCUUACAUCAUCACUAAGGCCAUUGAUCAGAAUCUUCAUAAUGUCUUCAAGGAGUCAAAUGUCCGUGGGCAUGACUACCUUCGCAACCUGGUCCAUCUACCAUUCUAUUUAGAGGUUGGUGUUCGUCUGAAGGACAGCGCAGAGAUGCCACUGGCCAAUCACGUCUCUCCAUCUACUUCGAGGACGGAGAUGACGAUUGUAACAGCCAUCCCAGGGGAUUCCCCGCCUAGGUACGGCAGCCCUGAUGCAAUGAAUGCACCUCUCCUACAGAGGCAACGAUCGACCACCAAGGAUCUAUCUCAGAUGCUCUCCUCUGAUGAACAGUUUAGUGAUCUCAGUCCUCGUAGUAUGAGAAGAUUACUCAAUAUCGUCUCAAUCACUGGUCGUCUUCUGCGUGCCAAUAACAUCUCUUUCAAGUGGCAGACCUUGGCUCAUUGGAUCAACCUAACUGAGAGAUGGCCGUAUCGGAUCUCUCGUCUCAUAGUGUACUACCAAGAGAAUGAAGAACAUAUUGAAGAUGAUGUCGUUCUCAAGGUCAUUACUGACAGGAUCAGUGAUGAUCUUCUGACACUCCAUGAAUCAGACCCAUUUGCAGACUUGGACCAAGAUGGACGUAGCUUUAUGGUUUGUCUUGCCAGGCAUACCCCUCAACUAACCUGUGGAGAUCUCAGAAACUUUCUCUCAUGUACCUGUAACCUGGAUCCACAGCUUAGGAAACAGAUCAGAGAUUCCAUUGAGACCACAGAUCCUGCAGGAACCCUUCCAAACAUGAGUAGCCUGGUCAGACCACAAAGCUUUGCCCAUAGCUUCCCAUCCCAACCCAUCGCAUCACGAGCCUCCCUUUACUCCUCUAUCAGCGAUACCCCAUCUCGUCUCAACUACCAAAUGAUGGCUUCCAAUCCUUUCAUGAAGAAGAUUCUACAAAGUCCUGCAUCCACCCCUCAGCCAGGGAUUCUCACUGUCAAGGACGUUUGCGACAGACUUCUUAGUCUGGACGGCAUCGACAAACAUUCGAUUCCCCGUUACCAGACUCGCAUCGCAGAACACCACAUCAAUGGCCACGUCCUGUUACAGUGUGAACUUGAUGAACUCAAGACAGUCCUGGACAUGACGUUUGGUGAUUGGCAACUCUUCAAGGCCAUGGUGAUGCAGAUGAGGGGUCAGGCCAUGAGCGCCGCCGCCACUCCACAUAGCCCCAGUCAGGCCAGUAGCGACCCUCUAGUAGAUGGAGAGGAAGAACCUGAGGAGAAGCCAGAGGAGCCGGUUGAUCCGGCCAACGACUAUCUUAACCUGAGUUACGAGGAGCUGCGGAAGAACUCACAGAUGUCGUCGCAACGGUCAUCGAUUCAUAACUCGCAUCUGUCCCUGGGGACAUUGAGAAGCGAAUCCUCUCACCCAGAGACUUCCAGUGGUGAGAACACACCGGCAAGGAAGCGCACAACAAGUGGGCCACAAAAGUACUCCACGUCCACGAGCCUCGCCGGUAUGUUGGUCAGCAUGGAUAGUGGCAUUGAACAAAGCAAUAAAAAUAUUCAGGAUGGUGCUCAGCAGACUGUUAGUGUAGGUACUAGUGUGAACAAUACCACUGUGACAACCACACCUUCUAAAAACACCAGGGUUGUCCCAGUGACAACCACCACCAAAUCAACAGCCAGCGUAGGGACCAGCACAGGGCAGAUGACGGUUGCUGCUGUUCAUCCGAGCAGCAACGGACAGAAACCAAGUGAUGGAGGAGGAAGAGAGAAAGAGGCAAAUAGCAGUACGUCAUCAGAGAGUAGUACUGAUAUCACAGCACUAAGAAGAGAUAGCAGAGGAGACAUCUCAGAAGAUGAUGCUACUCUCACACCUGAGGAUGCCAAACAGGAAACAAGAACUACAUCUUUGUUAAGUAGUGGUGGUGGUGAUAAAGCAAAGCAUAAAUUAGAAAGGCAGAUUCAGGAAGUGGAAGAAGAGGAGGAAGAUGACAAAGAAAGUUCACCAUUAUUGCAAAUAAAAGAGCCCAUAGACAUCAAAUCAAAGAGCAAAGUUAAAGAAAAGUUGUCAAAUGGGAGUGUAAAUGAGAUGUUGACAGAGAGUAGCGAGAGUCCGUUGCACCUGUCGAGCUUGGUAUCAGGUGAAGAAACAAGUAGCAGUGAGCAGGGCUCACGACCGGUUGAACAGGAUGACCGUUAUCAAAUAAGUCCCACCCUUAAGGAGCAGGUCACAAGAGAUGUCAAUAAAAUGUUUGAGAAUUUGCAGACAGAAAUUACAAGUCGUUCCAAGGAAGGUCAGCCCACCGUAAUUACAAGUCCUACGACGGGUCGGAUACGCGUUAUACGUCCUGUCAAAGUAGAGCAGCAAACGCAUGAUUUAUCGUUGCUUGCUAGUUAUUCCACCUUCAUACCACCGGUACGUGAGUUAGACAGUGUGCCAGAGUCGCACGUGGCAAGUUCCACGUCAGUGUCGUCCGUUGGGAAGCAGCGACGUGUCAUGGGAGGGAGCCCUAUCAAACAUUCGCAAUCCGUGGGGGCCAUUCCCGCCCCCUCACCGUCCAUCACCAGUCAGGAAUCCUACAGCCGCUUCUCUGAUACAGGAGCCGGUCUCCAUGAAAACAAGCGGACUUUAGACCAAAGCUUUGACGAGUUCAUCAAGCUCUCGCUGGGCGAGCAGCGCAAGAAGCGUCAUCAGAUUCACACACAGCUCUCGUUUGAGAAUGAGAGGAAGCCAGGGAGAGGUGGACAGCGACAGAUGAACCAGAGCGAACUGAUCAGGAGAUCGGCACCCAUGCUACUCAACCCCAUGGGACGAUCUCCCGAACAAAGCAUCGACAUCGAUGAUGAAGCCACCCCUACCACGGAGAAGCAGAAGUCUGUGGAUGAUGGUCAUUCGGUUGUUUGAUAAAGCGCCCUCUUUGUCUGUUAUAUAUUAUUGGUAGUACUGCUCAUAGAGAGUAACUUAAUCUUGCCAAAGUAUGCGCUUUACCCAAGAUUCAAGACUAAUUGUGGUACGUUCAAAUAUUACUUGAGCAGUAUGAUUAUAUUAUCUGAUAGAUAGAUCUUAUUGAAUAUGAGAGUGUCAUGGAAAGCUUAUAUAUAUUUUAAAAUAUAUAUAUAUAUUUGAGAAUGAUGUGAUGUCUCUUUUCUAGCAUCGAUGCACAUGGUUGCAUUUUUUUCAAAGUUUGCUGUGCAAAAAUAAAUUUUGUCAGGAUGGCAUUGAUGCCAGCAUUGGUCGACAGUAGCUGUUGAAAGAAUUGCAGAGAAGAUGAAUAUCAAAUUAAUAUCUUUAAUGGGUACUAUUAAAUAAACUUUGUAAUAAAAUAUAUGAACUUGAAUAAUGUGAUGUCUGUAAUUUUUCAUGAUCGUUUCAAAGCUAUAUUUAAGUAAAUUUUUGCUAUGUAUUGAAUGAUAUUCAUUUUAAACAUAAAGUGGUAACCUAAUUAGUUUUAUAUUUGUGUCAUAGAAUUACGGUAGUAUAUGUAAAAACACAAUGAUCCUAAAACUUAUAUCUGUAGAAAUUAGAUCAAUCGUGAACGACUAUUUUAAUUGAUAAUUUUUUGUAUUUUGUUAUGCUUUCGUUUCACAAAUCUACACAGAUGAUCCUUGUUAAAAUUUUCAUCCCCAAGUAAAUUCCAUGAAUUUCCUAUAAUAAAGUAAGAUAUUUGAAUACAGAGAUAAUUCCAUUUCAGCUAUGAAAAGGGACAAGGGUUUGACAUGUUUAUGAAUUGUAAAUGAAAUGUGAGAGUGAUUUGUUGUUUGCAGCUAUAUUUAUUUUUUCAUUUAUUUUAUUGAUUGAUUGAUUAAUGAAUGACUGCACAAAUGUGUAGUUACUGACCUUUGUAUCAGUCAGUACUUUCCCUUUGACACAUCAAAGCCUGGCUUGUCCUCUCAAAAGUUUAUUGGGCUUUAGGGAACCGGAGUUUAAAAGGGUUAAUACCUAUUAAUGUAACCUCUACAAACUUGAACUUUGAAGCACUGAUAGAAAAGGGGUACACCUGAAAAUGGAAAGAAUGAACUGAAGACUUGCAAUAAUAGAAGAAAAUAUUUUGUGAUCCAGUUUAUGUUUUGAAUGUUAAUAAAUUCAGUAUCCCUCUGUUUUUGCUGUAAUACCAAUAUCCAUUUCUCAUUUCAUAGAAUAUUAAAAAAAAUCAAUUUCUUGUAUAAAAAGGGUUCAUUAUCAUUUAGUUCAAUUCCUCUUAAGUGUCACUUCUAGGAUUACUAGCAUCUCUUACCAAUAUUUGGUUCUUCUUAGUAAGUCAUAUUUAGCAUUGAUCCUACACAUGAUCUGGCAACAACUAACUGCUUAUUAAGGGCAAAAAACUAAUUAAGGUAUGGUUUGACUGAAUGUCAAAAUGAUUAAGAUUGUAAUUAUUAUUAAGAUGAAUUGCAGUUUUAUGGGAUUAAUGUGUAUUAUUUGGUUUUGAUUGGUGACAACUAAAUAUUUACUAUUGAUUUAGAACAGUGAGGAUCAUUAUUAGGGCUGAUGGAAGGGAUUAUGUUUGUCUAUAAUAAUGUGUAGAUUUUGAAUGGAGGCAAUUGUCACAGGGGAAAUUUUUGCAUUCAAAUCAAGCUGAUUCAGAAUGUUGUCAUUUUCCAAUUGCUGACAUUCACCUCAUUUUUGCACUCAUUUCAUGAACUGACAAUAAUUCAAUUUUGUACUUAUUAAUGAAAUGAUAAUUUUUUUUUGUACUUAUUACAAUUAUUAUUCUUCCCAGAAAUUCAAUGUACAAUUAUUAUUCUUCCCAGAAAUUUGAUGAAAAACCCAUGGGGUUCCUCUUGAAUAUUUCCACUGGAUUAAUUGAUUGACCGGCCUAUCUUGUAGGAUGAUAGCAGUAAGUCUAGAAUAAAAGCUCACAUAGGUUAGAAGGUGCAAUACAUGUACAUCUUAUUAAGCUGAGAAAUACCAAAGAAACAAUAGAAGCCAUAGAGUCAUCAGGUUAAGUAAUAUUUCAUUGUAAGCAGUAAAGGAAUAUGACAAGUAUUGCUAGUUUUAUCUCAUGAGUCUUCUUUUCAUAUACUGUAUGAUGAUAGUACAUUCAUUGAAUGAUGUAAACCUGAUUAAUAACGGGUUCAUUCAUAAUCUUUCAAAAAUACUAAUAGCAUGUUACAACAUUAACACAGUGACAUUAGUUUCAUAGACUCUAAUGAGUUUGCACUAGUCAUUUUAAGUAUACUUCUUUUUUUUCAGUAAACAAAUGAGAAAGACAUGUAGCUUUUUUCUGUUGACUAACUGCAUAAAAACAAAAAUUCUUUCCUUCUCUUUUUGUCAGAAAUUAAUAAAUUUUCAUAAUGCAGUUUGGUGAAUACACAACUAUUGUCAAAUGGAUGAUAAAUUGGCAUUUAAUUCCCAGCUAUUCACUUCAUUAAAUUAAUAUUUGUUCAUUGAAGGUACCAUAAACAAUACAUUUACAUUCAUUUAUUUACAUUAAUUUACAAUACUAACAAAUGUAUUCAAAACAAUGAAUCUUUCCCCUGAGUGCCUGGUAAUAUUUCUUCCUAGCUUGUUUGCCAUGUCAGGUAAGCCCUGUAAUGGGCUAAAGUGUCAGGUAGUUGUGAAAAAAAGUAAUGAAUUUGAAGCUAGUUGCGAUCAAAAUUCAAAUCAUAAAUUGAUACGAUCGCAAGUGAUCUUAGACCUGUAUCAAAUCCAGUCGCAACUGUAAUGACAGUGUACAUGUACAUGUCAAAUAGCCAGUACAGAAUGGUAUUAUUUUGUCUACCAUAUGAUAUAAAGUUUUGGUAUGAUGAUAAUGUAUGGGAACCAAUUUUGAACCUCAUGAUUUGAAUUUAUUGGUUGUGAAGUGGAGAGCAUCACAGUGGCAACAUUAACAUACAUGUAUUCAAUAUCAAGUUAGAGAUUGAUUUUAUUGGAAUGUCUAUUUAUAUAUAGUGGGAUUUCCAUCAUACUUUCAGUUUUCUUUUUCUUAAAUGAUUCUCUUUUGCCGGGGGGGGGGGGGGGUGUUGGGAGUUAAAUUGUCCCCUUUUGAACUGCUUAAAGCAUAAUGUUUUAUUAUCUUUGAUUGAAAUCUACUAAACAUUUUCUUAGUUUUGUGUCUCUUAUUUAUCUUGCUGAAUUUCUCAUAAGAAAUUUAUAUAUUGUUAGAUACAUAUACAUGUAGGUAUAAGAACAAUUGUUUUACCUGUUCCUGUCUAAUUUGAUAUUUUGGUGAUCUGAUUUAUUGCAAUUAUUGGCCUUGUGUGUGAGUAAAUGAAUAAAUGCAAAUGGCUAUGUGGAUUAGAUCAUUGUUAUAUUGAUGAUUAUUAUUAUCAUUGAAGCUUAUUUAGACUUUUUAGGUGCGAAAUUAUAUCAUUAUUUGCAGCUUGAGAAGUUUUUUUUUCGUCCAAAUCUCCCAUAAAACAGCAAAUUGCAUUUCUAUUUAGUGAUUUAUAAUCUAGCUAUAAAGGAACAUGACUGCAUGCUUUUACGUGAAAGGGUUUUUGUGUCUACCUAUCCCAACCUCAUGAUUGUUUUGAACAUGAGGGGUGUUUAGUAUUACAGUAAAUUUACAAUAUACAUUGCAUUUCCAGUACAAGAGAGCCAAAUCAUUUUAGGUCACCGUUUGUCAUCUGUAUAAAAACAAAAUUGUGUGCAAUUGCCUAGUUUGAGGACAGCAGAUUAUCAUAUGGAGAUGAAUUAUAAUGUACAAACUCUCCAUUUCGCUGUAUUUUAUGUUUUGUAUUUAUUUGUAUAUUUUGAUUUGUCGAUAUGGGGAAGAAGUGGAGCAGAUUCUACUUUAUAUAGGGAUUUGUUUUGUUUUUGUUUACAGUACAAAUUGUAUUUACUGAAAUAGAUGUUUUUCUCCCUUUUUUUAUGCCCACAGUUUUGUCAUAUCUCACAUGCUUUUUAUGUAGGAUGUAGAAUACAUGAAGGCCAUAUUCACGUUUGAUAUUCCGGUCUGACAAUAAGAUACUGGUAGUUAGAACACAAUGUACAGUAUUAACAGAUGAGAUGUGUGAACAGUUUCUUAGUGUAUGGUGUACCACUAUGAAUUUUUAACCUCAUACCAAGUGUUGAAACUAUUUGAAAAUUGAUGAUGAAAAUAUAUAAAUAGCUUUCAUGGCGUGAAAGCAACUUUGAAAAAAUGCAA